Molecule: messenger RNA, 1101 nt
Organism: Besnoitia besnoiti
Lineage: Eukaryota; Apicomplexa; Conoidasida; Eucoccidiorida; Sarcocystidae
Exons: 1
Coding region: 1-1101 (366 amino acids)
Source: RefSeq, a predicted model, not a curated record
AUGGCGCGCUGUAAACCAGAAGGCGGGUAUGAGAACCCCGCUAUUGGUCUUUGGGCCAUCGGAUGCGCCAUGCAGUUGGUCUCUGCGCUUAUCCUUGUGAUGCUCGCGUCCUCGCUGCAGUCGAUCAAAGAUGUUGUCGACGAGGACGGAUCGCCAGAAAUCAAGAAUGUGAGAACUAGUGUGUUUGUUGGUCUGGCUAUCGCGCAGUUUGUCACGUCGGUGCUCUUGAUGAUAGUCGUCAUAGCCGGGUACUUUAUUUCUCGAUGGUUUCUUGUCUUCUCCUUGUUUGCUGGCUUCCUUGCGGAAGCCGCCUCCGUGGCGAGCUCCAUCCUGUGUGGAAUGAUUUUGACUGGGAUAGCUGACAAGAACACCUACGCUCUCGAGUAUGUGCGAAGUGGGAGCAGCCAACAUUUGCUUCCGAUUCUUGAUUACUCCGCAGAGUUUGGCAUGCACUACCACGGAAUGAUCGUUGCCUUCGGCGUGCUAAGCCUUGCCUCGCUUGUCCCCUUCUCGCGUGCUCAGUCGAUGCCCCCCAAUGCACGUGCCAUGGAAGCCAUGGUCUUCAUCUCUGGAGCGGCGAUCGCCUCGGUCACAGCAGGCGUAUUUCUGCUUCAGAGCAAGGGCCUGUCAUCGGAUAUUACUAUAGGCAUUCUGUGGAUUGCUUCUACAGCCCUUGCGUUGGUGUUCGUAUCGCUGCAGAAGGUCUGCUUGCCACGACUCAUGUCGAUAGUCCUUGCUAUCAUCUUUGUGCUUCUCAGCAUUUUUGCCAUAGUAUCCACGAUCGUGUGCGCAAAUGAGUUUGUGAAGCAGAAGAGGCUCUUCGCUUCCUCGCUUUCAAUCCCGCAGUCGCAGAUUGUGCCCUGGAUUCAGGGGCUUCCGGAGGAAGACUACAAGAUUCUGAAGCGUGCCAAUGAAUCAGCGGACGGACUGUACUUCCUAGUCACUGCUGCUUUGAGCUCUUCAGCGUUCAUCUUCUUCGUUUUUUCAGCAAUGGCAUCGUUUCGCAGUGUCUUCGGACCCUCUAGGGCUGAGAAACUUAUGUCGAGGGACAGCGCCGAAGAAGCGAUAGAAGCUCGGGAAGAACGUGAGGAGAACCCGUGA